UUGCAUGUUUUCAUCUUCAGUGAUAUUUUCUUGCCUAAAGCAACUCUCAACUUGAACGAAUAUUUCAGUGAAUUAAAAAAUUUCUACGAGGAAAAUAAAGAUAAGGCUAAUUUAUAUGUAGUCUAUGUUGUCAGCGGUACAAUGUGUUCCAACAGUAAGAAAUAUUCGCCUUCCUUUUAUCGGAGAGUGCAGCUUGUAAGAGGAGAAAAUUUGGACAAAAUUAAGGCUCUUUAUGAUUCAGUGGAUACUUGUGAAAUUUUUUGUCUUCAUACGAAAAAAAUUAAGAGUUUAUAUAGCAUUUAUUGUGUCGACCGUCUUGACGACGAUGAAUUUAUUCAAACCGAUCCAGAGCGGAGUUGGAUAACUUGCCCUGUAGCUCAAAUAAAACGUGCUGAAAUGCUUGAAAAGUAUGCUCAAAUAAGUGCAGAAUCGAGCCAGAAAUCAGAAUUGGUAUUUUUUUACUUAUUGGUAAUAUAA
Molecule: messenger RNA, 477 nt
Organism: Dracunculus medinensis (Guinea worm)
Lineage: Eukaryota; Metazoa; Nematoda; Chromadorea; Rhabditida; Dracunculidae
Source: the annotation of a GenBank genome assembly